AUGGCAGAGAAUCCUGGCCGUGAGGUGCGCAUGUUAGGCAGAGAGGGCAAAGUACCCACGGCAGGAGCGGGCCUUGAUGUGUCAUCCGUCGAAGAGAUCUCUCAAAGGGAGCAAGCAGAAGCCAUUGCGCGGUUACUGCCCAAGCGGCGUCAGCAAGGCGGUCGGCUGCUAAAGAGAAGACCAGACACAAGCGGUGCCUCCAAUACAGGAGGUUCGGGACAGUAUCCAGUGUUAACCCGCGUACAACAUGAUGCUGCGGCCGGGCCAGCGGACGCUUCGCUGAGCAGACAGAGUCUGCAGCCAAGGGUGGUGGGUGAUUCAUCUCGGGUAGCAGUUGCCGAGCCUGUGCUGUUUUAUCGGCACGUUUUGCCCAAGGAGAGUCGACGAGGAGCGGAAGAGUUUGCCGUAAAAGAAAGGUUGUCCAACGAGCAGACGUGGUAUGCGCCAAUACCGCACGAGAGAAAGGUGUCGACCGUGCAAGGCUUCUAUAGAGCGUUCCACGAUGCGAACGCGUUACCAAUUUGGACUUGCACGUUGUGCUACCGCAAGCGCACAAAAAGUUUGCCACUAGGUACAGCCAUCCCGAGCAGCCAGAGGCAGACCGCAAAGUACCCGAAGCAUAUCAAGCGCCACAUUACGGUGUUUCCGAAUAACGUGCAGGAGCUGGCCACGAAAGUACUUCCUUAUCCGCUUAUGCAAGUCAUAGAAGAGAUCCAUAUCUCGUGGCAGGGUGCGGAGAAGCCAGCACCGAGCGACUUGUCAGGCCUAUUGUCAGUGAGGCGACGAGUCGUUGAGAGGGCUCUUGUGUGGCUUAGGAAGUAUAAUCCGCAUUAUGCCGAGAUCGAGAUUAAUAGGGCUGAGAUGGAGAGCUGGGGUGCGCCGCCGCAUGGGGUGCCAUCGGCGAUGUAUGAUUGCAUGGAGCGGAACCAGCCAACGGCAUGGGAGAAGACGCGAACAGCACCGGUAGAAAGCUCCUGA
Molecule: messenger RNA, 978 nt
Organism: Fusarium oxysporum Fo47
Lineage: Eukaryota; Fungi; Ascomycota; Sordariomycetes; Hypocreales; Nectriaceae
Exons: 4
Coding region: 1-978 (325 amino acids)
Source: RefSeq, a predicted model, not a curated record